Molecule: messenger RNA, 8032 nt
Organism: Polyodon spathula (Mississippi paddlefish)
Lineage: Eukaryota; Metazoa; Chordata; Actinopteri; Acipenseriformes; Polyodontidae
Product: golgin subfamily A member 3-like
Exons: 24
Coding region: 540-5042 (1500 amino acids)
Source: RefSeq, a predicted model, not a curated record
UUCUUUCUUUUUUUUUUAAAUAUAUAAAAAACGCGUAUUAUUGUUAUUACAUAUAUUAAAAGUGCGAAUACAUGAUUAAGAUAUUAAGGCUAGUUUUAGCGGGUCUGUGUUUCUGUUGUUGCUUGCAGCACAGGAAGGAAGCGAGGGUGCAGACAGGUAGCCACGUAUAGCAGCUGGCAGCGGCGGCUGAUGGGUUUGUAGAAAUGCAUUUUUUUUUUUGUAAUAAUAAACAAUACUUCAGUGAAAAACUCGUAAAUCAGAUUAGACGGGUAUAGCCGGACGUAGCAGACAACUGAUAAGAUGGAGCAAAGGGUCCUGGUAAUGGCUGGAAUAUCUGAUGGUUAGUAUCCUCUCCUCCAGGGGUUUUGUACUGCAAGUGAAAAUCAACCAAGUUUAAAAUGGUUUGAGGAAUUGAAUCUGUUGUUACACGCCCUCUGAAGCGACUGCAUCCAGUGGACAACAGGACAAUAUCUUCACACUGAAAUACAAAUUCGGAGGGUUAAGCAAAGUGGCCGGUUUCAUUGGUAGUCCUCGUCAAGAUGGAAACUGUGUCAAAUCAACACGACUCCGUGGGAAGUUGUGAUGGGAACUCUGAAUCUCUGCCGGAGUGCGGAAUGAAGGAAGAGACACCCACUGUGGGGCAUGGACUAAACGGUUCUCCUUUUAACCCAAACAAGGUGCCAAAUGGAGACAAAGCCCUGGCUGUCAUGGGUACAGGCGGUGAAGGAGACGUCGCCCCGAACGGACCCCUGUCCCAGCUCCAGGAGAGCCCACAGAGCCAGGAGCCAUCCUCAGGUGUGGCUGCUUUCCAUCACAACCUAACGAAGCCUCAGGGAGAUAAUUCUGAGGGCACUGUUCAUAACAGGGACGCUUUGCAGUCUCUCAAACUAAGUCUACCCAUGCAAGAAACUGAAUUGUGUUCGACAGAGCCUUCCUUGGAGCUGGAGAACGAGGAGCAGAUCCGACUGCAGGCACGGAGACGCCUGGAGGAGCAGCUGAAACAGUACAGGGUCCAAAAGCACCAGCACAGGUCGCACCAUUCAACCCCGAAAAACCGUCUGUCGAGUACGCUGGACCCAGAGCUGAUGCUGCACCCCGAUGCUCUCCCCCGAGCAAGCACAACCUCCAUGACCACGGAGUACUCCUUCAUGCGGACCAGUGUCCCCCGGGGACCCAAACUAGGGAGCCUGGGGAUCCCUCCGCCCGCUAAGGAGAAGAAGAAAUCUUCAAAAUCCUCCGGUAGAAUUCGCUCCCUGGCAGACUACAAGGAGCCAGAUGCUGGGAACAGCAGCAGCAGCGCGAGGUCACAGGCAGCAGUGGACAGCACCCAGGGAUCCGUGCAUUCAAGCAGGAGCUCCACGUCAGUCGUGUCGGAGAUGAGCCUGGCCUCGGAGACGGAGGAGCGGCUGGAGACCUCCUUGCAGAUGAGGAACAGCAUUUCGGAGCUCGACGGCAGUGAAUCAGGGGUCCGGCAGGACGGCAAUGAGAGUGACAGCUCCUCCUACAGCAGUGCCUCUGUGGCCGGGGGCGGCUUCAGCAUGCUGUCGUCGGGGUGGAGCGGGCAGAGGGAUUGGGGAGAGAUCGCCCCGGAGGCUGUGGGGCAGUACCCCUCUCUGCAGGAGGUCCUGCAGGCUGCCACGGAUGAACUGCACCUGCUGGCUCAGGAACAAGAGAUGAACGGAGUGCGGAGCCGCAGGGACAGUAUUUCUAGCAGCGUAUCCUUAGGGAGCUCUGUAAUAGGAAGCCAUGAUGAAAUGCUGCAGGUCCUGAAGGAGAAGAUGAGGCUGGAGGGGCAGCUGGAGUCUCUGUCAGCAGAAGCCAGUCAGGCUCUGAAGGAGAAGACGGAGCUGCAGGCGCAGCUGGCCUCAGUGAACGCUCAGCUCCAGGCCCAGCUGGAUCAGAACCAGGCCAGCCAGCAGACCCAGAGCAACCUCACCUUGGAGGUGGGGAACCUGCGACAGAACUGCUCCGAGCUGGAGAAAGCCAUGAGCGAGCUGCAGGGCAGCCUGGAGGCCAAGAACGGCAGCCUGGCCUCCCUGAGCAACGACCUGCAGGUGGCGGAGGAGCAGUACCAGAGGCUCCUGGGCAAGGUGGAGGAAAUGCAGCAGAGCGUCUCCUCCAGGGACAACACUGUUCAGCAGCUCCGGCAGCAGAUGGGUGCCCUGCAAGCCCAGCUCCUGCAGGUGCAGUCUGAGCGCAGCACGCUGGUGAGCAGGCUGAAGACCUUGCAGUCAGAGGUCAGCUCCCUGCAGAACGCGCGCCAGUGGUACCAGCAGCAGCUCACCCUGGCCCAGGAGGCCCGGGUCCGACUGCAGAGCGAAAUGGCCAACAUGCAGGCUGGCCAAAUGACCCAGACAGGGGUGCUGGAACACCUUAAACUGGAGAAUGUGACGUUAUCCCAUGAGCUGACAGAGACCCAGCAACGAUCCAUCAAGGAGAAAGAGCGAAUCGCUGUGCAACUCCAGAACAUCGAGGCUGACAUGCUGGACCAAGACGCUGCGUACCGGCAGAUCCAGGAGGCCAAGUCCAUGGUGGAGGAGGACCUGCACCACAAACUGGAAGAGUUAGAAGAGGAGAGGGAUGUCCUGCAGAGGCUGGCCAGCUCUGCCAGCACAGUGGAGAGGGAGCUGGAGCAGGUGAAGCUGGCUCUCACUCAGAAGGACCUGCAGCUGGAGGCUGUGCAGCAGGAGCACUUGGAUCUGAUGAAGAAGCUCACCCUAGCCCAGGAGGCUCUACACACCAAGGAGCAGUCUCUGAGCGGGCUGCAGGCACGCUACGAGGAGCUGGAAGCACAUCUCUCCGAGCUGCAGGGCGAAGCCGACGCCCAGGACCAAACCAUCCAGUCCCUGCAGAACGAAAAGAUCAUCCUGGAGGUGGCACUGCAGGCGGCGCGGGCUGAGCAGGAGGGGCUGGACGAGGGGGCCCGGCGGAUCGGGGAGGGGGCCGAGGCGGCUUUGGAAAUCCUGGAGCAGCUCAGACAGGAGGUCAAAGUCAAGGCCACUCAGAUUGAAGGUAUGCAGCAGGAGAACAGCAGCCUGAAGAAGCAAACUCAGAAGCUAAAGGAGCAAUACCUCCAGCAGAAAAUCAUGGUGGAAGCCUAUCGGCGUGAUGCGAGCUCUAAGGAUCAGCUGAUCAGCGAGUUGAAAGCCACGAAGAAGAGGCUAAACUCAGAGGUGAAAGGGUUAAAGCAGGAGCUGCUGAACACACAAGGGGAGAGGAAGUGUGCGGAGCUGGAGCAGUCCCGGCUGGGCAAGGAGGUGGCUCGGGUCCAGCAGCAGAUCACCAGUCUGCAAACACACCUGGAGAGCGCGCAGAGAGAGAGAGACCAGCUAGAGCUUCAGCUUCAGUCAGUCCAGUUCGACCAAGGUCAGCUCGCAUCCGUGACAGAGGAGAACGCAGAGCUGAGGAAACAGGUGGAGCAAAUGCAACAAGAAGCCAAAAAGGCUAUCUCAGAGCAGAAGGUGAGAAUGAAGAGGCUGGGGACAGACCUGACGAGUGCUCAGAAAGACAUGAAGGUGAAGCACAAGGCUUACGAGAACGCAGUGGGGAUCCUGAGCCGGAGACUGCAGGAAGCCUUGACAGCCAAGGAGACGGCAGAGGCUGAGCUGAGCAAAGUGAAAGCACAGGUCACAGAUGGGGGGAGCAGCCAGGCUCUGCAGGACAGGAUCGAAGCUCUACAGACAGAGCUGCAGACAGUCACCCACAGCAAGGCCAUGCUGGAGAAAGAGCUGCAGGAAGUGAUCUCACUCACUAGCCAGGAGCUGGAGGAGUACCAGGAAAAGGUCCUCGAGUUAGAGGACGAGCUCCAGGAAUCCCGAGGGUUCAAGAAAAGGAUUCGGCGUCUGGAAGAGCACAAUAAGAAGCUGGCAUUGGAGCUGGAACACGAGCGAGGGAAGCUGGCUGGACUGGGACAGUCCCACACUGCACUGCGGGAGCAUGCUAACAUCCUGGAGACUGCCCUGGCCAGGAGGGAGGCAGACCUGAUGCAGCUCAAUCUGCAGGUUCAAGCAGUUUUGAAACGGAAAGAGCAGGAAGACCAGCAGAUGAAAGAACUCGUUCAGAGGUUACAGGCAGCCUUAGAGAAAGAAAAAGCCAGUGUGGGCGACCUCAAGCAGCAGGUCGCAGCUGCGAAAGCCGAAUCAGCGCACAACCGGCGGCACUACAGAGCGGCGGCACUGGAGCUCAGCGAGGUCAAGAAGGAACUGCAAGCCAAAGAGCAGCUUUUCAAAGUGCUGCAAAUCGAAGCAGACAAACUGCAGGCACAGGACGAGAGGCAUUCCCAGGAGGUGUCUCAGUUCCAGCAGGAGCUGGAGGAGGCAAACUCCCAGUUACAGCUCCUACAGAAACAGCUGGAGGAGCAGCAAAGCAAGCAGCCUGUCACAAACCAGGAGGUGGAAGACUUGAAGUGGGAGGUGGAGCAGAAGGAGCGUGAGAUUGAGGCUCAGAAGCAGCAGCUGGAAAUGACAGAGCAGCGAAGCCACAAGGAACUGGAGGGCUUCCAGGCGAGUCUGCAGGGCAUCAAGGCAGAGCUGGAGGAUGUGCAGGAGGAGCUGACGGGUACCAGGAAAGACAAGUUCAUGCUUCAGGCUAAAGUGGUGGAGCUCAGAAACAGCAUGAAGACUCUACUGCAGCAGAACCAGCAGCUGAAACUGGAACUGAAGCAGAGCAGGAACAGAAAGCGGAUGGAGCUGAAGGGCGAUACAAACAUGUCCAAUCCAGUCACACCAGUGAAGAUUCCAGACUGUCCGGUCCCAGCAUCUCUGCUGGAGGAGCUCCUGAAACCCCCCACCUCCGUGAGCAAGGAGCCUCUCAGCAACCUGCACCACUGCCUCAGACAGCUCAAGCAGGAGAUGGACAGCCUGCAGAAGCAGAUGGAGGAGCACACGGUAACCGUGCACGAGUCCAUAACGUCCUGGACUAACAUGGAAGGACACCUCAUGGGACUGCCUGCUGCCAGCAGCUUGGCAGCUAGAGAUGAGCGGAGCGAGAGCGUGGAGCUGAACCACAGCGGCAGUGCCAGCGAGGCAGCACAGCAGUCCUAACACACAGGGCUGCAGAGUGGACAUGGUUUACUUCUCUCUCUGUUUCGUUUGGGUUUUCUUUAAACUUGCUAAUUUAUUAAUUGUUUCAAAUACUGCUGAAUGUUUUAUUAUUGUUAUUAUUUCUAAGAAAUCUUUUGUUCAUGACUACAACCCCCCCCCCCCCUUUUUUUUUUUUUUUUUUUGGUAAUUUUUUGUAAAAGUUUAAGCUUAUGCACAGGGCUUGGGUUGGCUGAGUCUAGAUUUAGUAACAGUGGAAAUGUAUUGGUGCACAAGCAGAUUCUCUCCCAUGCUUAUCCGUGCUGUUUGUCCUGUGUACUGUAACCCUAGCAUGCAGAGGGAACACUUUCCAGUCAUUCAGUGCAGUUAAUUUGUGUGAAAUAUAGUAUUGUCUUAAUGCAAAGCCCAGUAGCCUGGUGUCAGCCUAGUGCUGACUAACUCAGUCAUCUGGUUUGUAAAACUGAUCUCCUCUAAGAGCAGAUUUACAAAAGGGUAAAACUUUGAAUUGUGUGUAUUUCUCAAUUUGUUUUAAUCACUGAGGUGACGUUCAGCACAAUACUUUAAUCUGUAUUUCUUUUACCAAAACUAUUGAGAGCUGUUACCAAACUGACUUCUACCACAUGAAGUCAUGCGUAUCUACUACUGCUUUCAGUAUGUGUAUGUGAGGCUCUCUGCAAACGGCUGAGGGGAUACAAGCUCCAAAAUGACACUGUUUGUGGGGAAAAUAUUGUUUAUGUAUAAAUCUGCAUCUCUACUUGCACAAAAAAAAAGAUUAAGUAAUUUAUGUUGGGAAGAAGUAGUGUAGCCUUUAGUCUUGGGUACCUUAUUUAAAAUGGUUACAAUUGCAAUGUAGUUUAUUUUGUAUCCCAGGCCAGUUUCAGGUCAUGCUUUGAGCUCCUCUGAUUGGUUACGUGUUCUGUAUCUGUAAUAAUAGUCUGUCUAUGCUUUAUGUAAAAAGAAAGCAAAGCCAAUUGUGUAAGAAAAAAAAAAGUUGCUUCUACAAAUGAAAGGUACUCUUUAAUUUAUUACAUUUAAAUGUUAUGUUUAUUUUGUUUUAUAGUUUUAUUUUUUUUUAAUUCAGAUAUAUAUAACAAAUAGAUAAUCUAUCCAGACUUGUUCACUCAUAGGCGGUCAUUUCACUGUUUUAUACAGAGUCGCCCAUUUGUGAAGGAGUCUGGUCUGGUGUGGGGUGAGCUUCAAAAAGAAGUCUGAUUGGUAUAUAUUCUGCUGUGUUGGAGCAUUGUCCUGUCCUUGAUAUUAUACAGUAGCUAGCAUAGUCUCAGCUGAACUAUUUCAAUAUGAUAAAGACUAUGUGCUUUACUUGGGAGUGUUGAAACGAGAUAUGUGUAUCCUAUGUGCACAUUUACUUCAAUGCUGAGAUACUCUGUGGUCAUCAGGAACACUAGCAUGACAAGCAGCAAAUGCAUUGAGAGGGUAAGGGAAAUAAAAGAAGAGAAAUCUCUUCUGUGGCACAUGUUGCCACAGGGGGGCGCCACCAACACAUUAGUUGUGGUGAAUGCAUUUGCUUCUCUGCCAUGCCUAGGUUGCUUCCUGCAUUUAAGAAGCAUGUAUUCCCUUCCAGGCUUGCUUUCACAAACAGCCUUUGACGUGCCGCGAUCCACUGUCAUCCUGCUCUGUAUGUAACAUACGCUGAAAUUGUCAAAUGAUCGAUCUGCCUUGCUGGAAUACUUUAUACUGUAGAAUCAAUCCCUAACCCCAGUUGUGAUCUCUGCUCUUUCUUCCCAGCUCUUUCAUGUGUGCUUCCCUUGAGGUGUAUGUUUGUGGGCUCAGAAAGUGGGCAGUUCUACCCCUGUAUCUAAUUCAGAGCAUAUCUAAUAUACGGUUCUUUCAUUUUCCACAAUGAAACUUCUUCCCAAGCUGGUGCAGGUUCCAUUGAAUUGUAAUGUCCAAGAUAAGUAUACUGUGUUUGAGAAUACACUUCAGGAGCUGUGUGCACUUUCUGGGUGUACUGAUAAUGAAGAGAGCAUUGUUACAGUCAUUUAAACAGGGUUUUUUUUAAUGUAAGCUGUUAAAGGAGACAAUACUGAAAUGAAGGUGUUUGUGUAUUUUUGUUUUAGAUUGCAUAACUCAAUGGAUUGCAACAAAAAAAAAAGUGGAAAAUGUAACCUCUUUAAAAACCAUUUACUGACCUGUUUAAAAAAAAAAAAAAUGAUUGAGUACUGUUCUGAAAAGGGAAAGCUACAGUGGCUUACCAAAGACAUGGAAGAAAAAUUAUAAUGUUUUGUUGAGAUGCUAAGAUAAUAAAUCUUGCUGUUUUUUUUUUUUCUCUCCAUGUCCUCAGUGAGCCACAGUACAAUACUAAGGGCUUGUUACAGGCAUCCAGUGAUCGUUUUAAAAAGAAACUUGAUUCAUAAAAUUCGACCAUCAUGUAGAGUCUGCUGAAAGCAGUGGACGUUAUCCUCUAAUAUUAUAAUCAAGUUUCUUUUUUUUUUGGUGCCACCGAGUAUUUUAAAGUUAUCAAUGAAUGGCUGUAGACGUUUUUGCAUGUCUUCUAAGCUUAAGAUUCAAGCGUGCUGCUAGAUUCCUUUUCCUCCCUAGCCUGGCGCAGGGCAAAGCGUAAUCAUUGCCUUCCUUCUGCUAAGUACUUGAACUCGUUGACUCUGCUCCAUUCCUUAAAGAGGAUGCAAGAGACCAAAAAUACAAAUGUCCCAUGUAUGACUUUAUGAUAAAGAUUUGACUGCCUUCUAGGAGGGGUUUGUUGAGAUUUCAGUAGGAUGCUGCGUACUGAAUGCCUGUACAGUAACCCUGCUGUGUGUCUCUGUUGUGGUAUGGGGGUGUAGUGUACAUAGUUCUUAAGAAUACUAAUUCUGUAAUCCAAGUUUGAUUUAAACUGCAUAAAUCUUCCCUGACACAGAGAAAGAUACCAUGUACAGUUAAAAAAAAAAAAAAAAAAAAAAAAAAAAAGGUUCAAUGCAUGUUAAUAAAACUGAAGACGAAUUCCUCAAGCUUUGUGCAAUAAACUAUUUUUCGGU